Phoenix dactylifera (date palm) is the source of this 3753-nucleotide messenger RNA. The record is from RefSeq and is a predicted model, not a curated record. Lineage: Eukaryota; Viridiplantae; Streptophyta; Magnoliopsida; Arecales; Arecaceae.
UAUUCCAAAAAUAGCUUCUACGGUUCUACGUUACCCCUCCUCUCUCCUUGCAACGCCAACUCAGGAGCUCUCUCUCUUAGAAACCGUAGCAAGCGAAGAAAAGAGCAAGCGAAUUCCGAGACUAUCCGCCCCUCCCCUCGAUCCGAUCAAGGAUUCAAGAUCCCCGUUUGUCCAAUCCAAUUAAUAUUCCUAAAACGACCCUAUUCAACGACCCUAUUCCCUCUGUUUUUCUUCUCUCUCCUGUCGCUCCCUUCCUCGGCUUCGUCUUCCCGGUUUUCUUCUCUCUUAGGAUUAGGGUUCCGAAGAUGAGAGGCGAGGAGCAGACCUCGAAGCUCUUCUACGAGCUCUGCGCUCUCCUCCUCACCAUCCUCCGCUCUCCCCACCUCGCCAUCCCCUCCUCCGACGCUUCCUCGGAGGAGGCACCGCCGUACCCGCGGCCCCCGCUCUCCGUGGCGACGGCCAGGUCCCGCGCGGCAAGGAGGCCGCCGGUAUCGCCGGCGGGCUUCGCCUCGCUCCUCCUCGGGGUGUCGUUCGCGCUCAUGCUCUGCGGGUCGGUGACGUUCGUGAUCGGGUUCAUUCUGAUGCCCUGGGUGAUCGGGCUGGUGAUGGUGUUCUAUCUUGUCGGGAUCGUGUCGAGUCUAUCGGGGUUGGGGAGGGCGAUCCUCUGCCCCGCUACCCCUUCGCCCUCGGCUUCGUCGCCCAAAGACAUCUCCGGCCAACUCUUUUCUAAACUUCCAAUUAUUUAGAUGUGAAGUUGCAACCGAUAGCAGAGUAGGUCUGCCACGGCGUCCAUGGCAUCAAGACUUAUUUGCAGGCCAGUAUAUGACUUGAUCCAUCUCGGUUAAUACUGGUUUAUAUCAUCCCUAAGUCUACAACUUUCUUUAAUUUUAAUUACACAUUGUACAAGUUAUCGGUCCUUAUAUGUGUUAAAUAACUAAAAAUCUUCUGUUCGACAGUUUCUUUGUAGAUUGCAAUGUAUUUUGCUUAAAGGGAUCUUAGAAAUCCUGAUGUUUACCUGUGAUAAUCUGGUCCCUCAUUUUUCUGCAUUGCCCAGCCAAUAGUUUCUUCUGUGCCCAUGUAUAGAGGGCGGCUGUGUAAGAGUCAAAAUUUCAUUUUCUCUGUUUAUUCUAGCUAUACUAAUGUCUGUUUGAUAAAUUUGGUCAAAGUAACCCAACAAAAAAGAUUGAAACAAUUAUAUUGAUUAACUAAUGUAAGGUCAUCUUUUUAUAAUGGGACUAAAGAUUGAUUACUCAAUUGUCGGCUUGCUUUCAGUAGUGCUGUUCUGGCUAUACAAUAUCCACUGCUGGAAUAGUUACGGAUUAUUACAAUGGACUGUUGAUUAGCACAUAAAAAAUUUAUAAGAUCUAUUCUUUUUAAUAUUCUUAUGUACUUUUUUUUUUCUUAUGAGUCAUGUUAAAAAUUCUCUUAUAUACCAAACUUGAAAACAAUAUUAACUAAUAUUCGAGUGUCCGGUACCGGUAAGACUGGUGAGGUUAAUAUAGAUGGAUGAACAUUCAGGACAAUAUCCAUGACUUGUAUAAUCUGCUAUGAUAAUCAGAAUGUGUAUAAUUGAUAACUUUAGGAAAUUUCCAUAAUCCUCCUGAUAAAAGAAGAUGGAUUGGCAAAAAAAUAGUUUUUAGAUAAACUUCUGAGGACCUGCAGAAGUUCAAAAUACUGACUUUCAUUAGGGAGAUGACCAGUAUGAACAUCAUUACGAUAAACUGCAAAACCUGCAUGGUUAGACAACUAUUAUUAUCUCUGCUGAGGGCUAAAUUUGAAGGCAGGACUCGUUACUAGAUGAUCUAAAAUUUUGGUCCUUCAUGAAUGGACGGAUCACAAGGGUACAAAUUAGAACUUGUUGGAUAUCCUUUUGUGACUCUGUACAAGGAGUUGCUGCAUUUAGAUUUUUGUACCAGGCUUUAAAAAUCAUUGAAACGAACACAUAACCUGCACGGUAUGGAUUCUUUCUUUUUUUACAAUAUUCUUGAAAUAUAAUAUAGCAAUAUAAUAAAUUAUAAUCAAUGGAAGGCUUCAAUAACAAAUUUCUAUUACACAUUGAGCGAUGCUCUUUAAGGAUAAUUGAGUAAAAACUUUUAUUAUUAAUAUUAACAGCAUAAAUACCACUAUGCGUGACGCAUGUGAUAUGAUUUUUUUACUUUUGCCAACUAUUGUUGAAACUUAUUGUAACAAUGUAACGAAUUAUAAUAAUAAAUAGAAAGCUUUAAGAGCCUUUUUUUUUUUUUUUUUUUUGGGAGAUUGAGCAAUGAACUUUAAUGAUGAUAGAGCAAAAACUCUUGUCAUUAGUACCCAAAUGGAGGAUUUUAUACAAGUUGAACCUUGGUGUAGAAAUUCCUAUCAAUGAAUAGAGAACUAUGCAUAAAUUGAAUUAUAUUGUCAUGAACUUUAAUAAUAGUCAAGCAAAAAAUCCCAUCAUCAAUAUCGGUGUUAUUAACAUAACAUUCACACGGCGAAUAAAAAACUCUACCAUUAAUAUUGUGUCUUGCAUGAUGCGCAAGAUACAAUUUUCUUUCUCUUUUUUCAAUUGUUCUUAAAAAUGCAAUAUGAUAAUAUAAUAAUUCAUAAUAAAUAGAAAGGUUUAAUAGCCAAAUUUCUAUUAUAAAUUAAUCAAAUGGUUGGAUAUAUUAAUGUGUGCCUCAUUACUAUCUGUAUUUUAAUGAUGACGAGCAUAGAAAUACCAGCAUUAUUAAUACCAGUGUCUACACAAGGAAUGAAAGAUUUCUGCACAAGUCAAACCUCUAUUUUAGAUAUAUAUAAUAGAUUAGAUUUCAGACUUCAACGCAACACCGGUAUCGAUUUUAAAAGUCGAUUCCUCCCUUCAAAGGGGGUAAUAGAUGUUGCUUAAUGUGCGAGUCGAAUCUCAGGGAGAGGAAGAGAGAGAGAGUAAAGAAUGUAUGGGUCCAGCUGUGUCUGUACUUUAGAAGAUCAUGGAAAAGAGAAUCUAGACCUUCUUUUAUCUCUUCCUUGCUCCCACGCGGGGCUACAAGCCAUUCCUUAAAGCUCAUCCAAGUGUGAUAGGGAAGUGAUGCCAUUACCUCAAAAGCUACCCCUCACAUUACUACUUUGAAUCCUUGGCUUUCUUAUCCCUCAAGCAUUGCAGGCAUUCCUUCCCUCUCCAAACCUUUGUUCCAGCCUCUUAUAUAUCCCAAAUCACCAAGGGAAAAACCAAUCUUCCUCCCUUGAAGCUUAGAUUAAGAAACAGAUUGAGAUUGAGAGAGAGAGAGAGAGAGAGAGAGAGAGAGAGAUGUCUGCUGAUUGGGGUCCGGUGAUUGUUGCAGUGAUCCUGUUCAUCCUCCUAUCUCCAGGCCUCCUGUUUCAGCUGCCGGCGAGGACAAGGGUGGUGGAGUUUGGGAACAUGGGCACCAGUGGGAUCUCAAUUCUGGUUCAUAGUAUUCUAUUCUUUUGUCUACUAACCAUCCUGGUCAUUGCUGUUGGUAUACAUGUGCAUGCUGCUUGAUAGAAAGAUGGAUAAAGAGUCUCAUCGGCUGCCAUCUUCGUCCGGAAUUCUUUUGUUCUUGCUUGUAUUCAAUUCAGGGUAUGUGGAGCAAUCGAUGCUUUAACUAAAAGGCUUCCACUUUACACUGUAUUUAUUUGCAUUCACAAGUUCAUACUGGUCUGACAUUAUUCACAAGCUUGUUUGUUGCCAACAUCAUCUCAAACAGGAUUAGAGACCGGACUUCAAAAAAAAAAUAUAUAUAUCCCUCUUCCAAGUUUAUGAAAAGCUGCAUCUUUUAA